AUGGAGAAGCUGUCGGCGAGCCUGUCGGAGAUCGCUUGGAGCCCGUUGGCACUGCCGCUGGACGCGGUGGUCAGCAAGUUUCGCCUGCCCACUCUGAUCCGUUUGGCCCACGGUGAAUGCGUCGAGGGUCUGUCCGAGGAGGAUGUGGUGCUCCUACAUUCCUGCCGUCAGUGGACCACAGUGACGGCCCACAGCUUGGAGGAGGGACACUACGUAAUCGGACCCAAGAUCGACAUUCCACUGCAGUACCAGGGGAAGUUUAAGUUACUGGAUGAAGAUCGUGACGUCAGGGAUCCGGUCCAGUAUUUCUCCAGCGUGGAGGAAAUUGCUGGAGUCUUCCCUGACCGGGUCUUUGUCAUGGAGACAAUCACUUUCAGUGUCAAGGUGGUUUCAGGGGAGUUCAGUGAAGACAGCGAACCUUACAGCUUCACUCUGCAGGCUGGAGAUGAGCUGUCACUCAUGGGAAAGGCGGAGCUUCUCUGUGCCACACCCCCGAAGGAAAAGACAGGACUUAGCGCUCUCUUGAGACGCCUGGGAAAGACUCCUAGAUGUAAAACUCCCUGUCUGGUCUGUAUGAACCAUCGCACCAAUCAGAGUGUCAGCCUGCCUUUUGGCUGCCGUGGACGCUUUUGCACGCGCUCUCCUAUGGAGCAAGGCAUGCUGGGAGGGGAGCACACAAUACGCACCAUCAUCGAGCGAGUUCGCCUUCCGGUCAACGUGACUGUGCCCUCACGGCCGCCGCGAAACCCCUACGACCGCCACUUGGUGCGAGAAGGCCACCGCUACAAACUGCUCAACAUCGUAAGCAAGACUGUGGUGCUCUGUUUGGUCCUCCGCCGACAGGAAGUGUCUCCCUCUCACUUCCUGCUGCUGCGCUGCAUGCCCCGUUUUAAUGUGGCCGAGGCCUCCGUUCACGCAGCAGCGUUGGAGAGCCUUCUGCUGCGGCACACCUUCGACCCAGAUGCCUACUCUCAUGCUGUUAGAGAAACCCGACCUGAGCUGGAGUGUAUGACAGAGGAGUGUGUGAGCCCACGGCACUCGCGCCUGUGUGUGUCAGGCCAGGACUCGCUGGCCCCGGCGCUGCAGCGCCUCUCCAUGUGCGGCUAUAUCAGUGGGGUGUCAGAGAGUGUAUCGCAGCGCUGCAGGGACUCUCUUGGAGAGCAGCUGGGGGAGGGGCCAGGUGAGGAACGGGAGUAUGUGACUCCUGAGUGGACUGAGGAUGAGAUGAGGACCAGUGAGGAAAUCCCUUAUGAGGAACUCUGGACAAAUCAGAACGCAGAGGGCUUGGGGAAAGAACCAAACCUUAUAUCCUUCCACACGUCUUCCUCAUUGGACGGUUCUCUUGGUACCGUGGUGACACGAGUGUCCACCCCUCCUCCUAUACCUCCUAAAUCUGAUGCUGUCAGGGAGGAGUGCCGCUACUUGAUCGCCCCUCCGGUGCCCCCCCGCUGCUCUAAAGGAGGCUCCAUCUCCAGUCCAACCCCCAGCCCUCCUGUUCCAUCUCGCUUCCCCAAGACAUCCACCUCCCCAAGACCGAACCUCUCCUUUUACUCCUCCGGACUGCAUGACAGCUGCUCGCCCUCUCCCGACGCCACCCUCUACUGUUACCCGUGCUCCUGGACAGAUUGUCCUGCUCCUAACGCAGCCAGUCCUGAGCCGGUCCCUGCAGACAACACGUCCAACUCUCAGCCUGCGCAGGCCGCCUGGGCAGAGCCAUGGGUAGAUCCCUACACCCCCCCCGCACCCCGACUCAGGCCGCCGCCCCCUCAGAGUCGCUUUGCUCCCUUUGGCGCGUUAAACCCGUUUAACCGUCAGUCUCCUUGCCCCUCGCCUGAGCCCGCUGCUAACUCCGCUACAGAUUCCUCCAGAGGCGCAGAAGGUGGUGGAACGUCAACAAACGUCACCGACGGGUCAACCCCGCCUCCUGACCCCACCUGGAGACCCCCUGCUGACCUGUCUGCGCUCUCGUUGGAGGAGGUGUCAGCGUGCCUGCGGUUCAUCGGCCUACCCGAGGCAGCGGUGGCGGUGUUCCAGAGGGAGCGAAUAGACGGCAGCCUCCUGGUGCAGCUGACCGAGGACAUUCUGUCACAUGAUUUUCACUUGAGCCGACUACAUGUGACCAAAAUCACACAGUUCAUCCAGGGCUGGAGGCCGAAGAUCUAA
Messenger RNA from Nematolebias whitei (Rio pearlfish), 2163 nucleotides. RefSeq names its product GRB2 associated, regulator of MAPK1-like (gene garem2). The transcript is spliced from 7 exons. The coding region runs from base 1 to 2163 and encodes 720 amino acids. NCBI's taxonomy places the organism in Eukaryota, Metazoa, Chordata, Actinopteri, Cyprinodontiformes, Rivulidae. The record is from RefSeq and is a predicted model, not a curated record.